CAAACACAUAAGUUUGAUUGUCCUAGCUUUGAGCAACAUUAUGAAGAUCUCCAUUCUCUUUAUCACAAUCUUUUCUUGUGGUUUUCUUGGAAAUGUUGUUUCAAAUGCUAGUCCUCUUCCAUAUGAAGCUAUUUUUAACUUUGGUGACUCUAUAAGUGAUACUGGAAAUGCUGCUCAUAACCACCCACCUAUGCCUGGCAAUAGUCCUUAUGGUUCAACAUACUUUAAACAUCCUUCUGGACGUAUGUCAAAUGGACGACUAAUCAUAGAUUUUAUAGCCGAGGCAUAUGGGAUGCCAAUGUUGCCAGCCUAUUUGAAUCUCACCAAAGGACAAGACAUUAAGAAAGGAGUGAAUUUUGCAUACGCUGGUUCAACUGCACUUGAUAAGGAUUUUUUAGUACAAAAAAGAAUCAAUAUAGAGGAAGCUACUUUUUCAUUGAGUGUUCAAUUUGAUUGGUUUAAAGGACUAAAAUCCUCCCUUUGUACAAGCAAAGAAGAGUGCGAUAAUUACUUCAAAAACUCAUUGUUUCUAGUAGGAGAGAUUGGUGGGAAUGACAUCAAUGCAAUCAUCCCAUAUAAAAAUAUUACAGAACUUCGAGAAAUGGUUCCAUCAAUUGUUGAAACAAUUGCCAAUACCACCUCUAAAUUAAUAGAAGAAGGAGCGGUAGAACUAGUGGUACCAGGGAACUUCCCAAUUGGGUGUAAUUCUGCUGUUUUGGCAAUAGUGAAUAGCGAUAAGAAAGAAGACUAUGAUCAAUUUGGGUGUUUGAUAGCUUACAAUACUUUCAUUGAGUACUACAAUGAGCAACUCAAAAAGGCUAUAGAGACAUUAAGAAAAAAUAACGCACAUGUUAAGAUAACAUAUUUUGAUUACUAUGGUGCUACCAAACGUUUAUUUCAAGCACCACAACAAUAUGGCUUUUCUUCCGGUAAGACUGAAACUUUCAGAGCAUGUUGUGGAAAGGGUGAACCUUACAAUCUCAGUUUUCAAAUAUUAUGUGGUAGUCCUGCUGCAAUAGUUUGCUCAGAUCCUUCAAAACAAAUAAAUUGGGAUGGGCCUCAUUUUACUGAAGCAGCGUAUAGGCUAAUAGCUAAGGGACUAGUUGAGGGCCCUUUCGCUAAUCCAUCUCUCAAAUCCCCUCCUUUCAAGAUAGCUUAGAAUUUAAGCAUGGAUGAAAAUGAACAAGAAUAAGCUUUUCUCCAUAUGUUUCAUGUGUAUAUUUGUAACAUGGAUGACAUAAGCAAAGUGUUGCUAAAACAAACAUCUUGUAUUCCAUGAUGGACAAUAUAUUAUUAACUAUUGUGUAUUAUAAUUUGUAUGUUUUGGAAUAAUAUUGAGGAUAAUGGGACCAAAAUGAAAAUGAAGUGAAACAAAGGAUUAUUUUUCAA
Molecule: messenger RNA, 1389 nt
Organism: Glycine soja
Lineage: Eukaryota; Viridiplantae; Streptophyta; Magnoliopsida; Fabales; Fabaceae
Product: GDSL esterase/lipase At5g45910-like
Exons: 5
Coding region: 41-1159 (372 amino acids)
Molecular function (GO): hydrolase activity, acting on ester bonds
Source: RefSeq, a predicted model, not a curated record